Klebsormidium nitens is the source of this 968-nucleotide messenger RNA. Lineage: Eukaryota; Viridiplantae; Streptophyta; Klebsormidiophyceae; Klebsormidiales; Klebsormidiaceae. The record is from the annotation of a GenBank genome assembly.
AUGACAAGCAGUAUUGCCAACCUCAACUCCAUUGUUUCAAUUGAAAAGGACCUAGGCAGUUUGAAAGCCCGGGAGCGGCGGGGGCCCAGCCUCGGCGGUUUUCCUUCUGACGGGAUGUUGCCCACCACCAGCAAGGGCAGCGCCAAGGGGGCCAGGAGUAGCGGCUAUCGGAGUUACUCGUUUUUGCCUCAGUACCUGCGAAGAAUUGUCAAAUGGCGGCAGAUGGACAUUGAGUAUACCUUCUGGCAAAUGCUGCACCUGUGCAUAUCGCCAAAAAUUGUCUACCAACAUACAAAAUACCACAAGCAGACGAAGAAUCAGUGGGCGCGCGACGACCCUGCGUUUGUAGUGAUCUGCUGCCUGCUGCUCGCUGUCGCUGCGGGUGCCUUCUGCGCAGCCUAUGGCAGCAGCCCCGCGCAGGCGGCUGUGACUAUUGUCUCGGUGGUGUUUGUGGACUUCCUCCUCUUUGGCAUCAUCGUGGCCACAGCCUGCUGGUUCCUGGCCAACCAGUACUUGCGGGAAGAGGCGGCGGCGCACACGCACGUGGUAGAGCAACGCGUCGAGUGGCUGUAUGCCUUUGACGUCCACUGCAACUCCUACUUCCCGCUCUUCGUCCAGCUGUACGUGGUGCAGUACUUCCUGUCCCCGCUCCUGCUCGCGCAUGGCUUCUUGCCCGCGCUGCUCUCGUCGGCGCUGUAUGCGGCAGCCCUGAGCCACUACCACUACGUCAACUUCUUGGGAUAUGAUGUCCUGCCGUUCCUGGAGCGCACCACCUUCUUCUUGUACCCGAUCGGUGCCAUCUGGCUGGCCUUCCCCAUCGGUAUCUGUGCUCACUGGCUUCAACCCGACACGGUUUGCCAUGAGCUUUUACUUUGGUUAAAGCCACAUCGGCUUGACAAACAAAGCGGGUUUGUUCCGAAGCGGUCGCAGUGUUGGAAAAACAACCAACUCGUCGGAAGGUGGAACUA